This is a messenger RNA of Darwinula stevensoni, 2339 nucleotides long. The record is from the annotation of a GenBank genome assembly. Lineage: Eukaryota; Metazoa; Arthropoda; Ostracoda; Podocopida; Darwinulidae.
AUGUCGGGCGGCGACCGGGUUGCUAGCAUUUGGGCUCCUUACACGUGGUGGAAGAGUUCGGAAUCUCAGGAUCCAGUCGAUACGGAGUCCAAAGCCAGACAGGACUUGCUCCAUGCUGCAGAUGAUGUCCUAGGUAAAGCCGACAGUUGUAAAGCGGCUGCUCGAGUUGUUGAAAAAAAGACGCUGGCAUAUCAGUCUGAGUACAUCAUAGCCAAGGCGAAAGACUUGGUGAAAGCUACUGAUGAGGUUCACCAUAAGGCUAAGAGUGUGAAGGAUGAUGUAUCUUCCUUGAAUUUCUGGUUGUCUCAAUGGUCUUCGGGAAAAAUCAUAAUGGCUGAGAAUGAUGCCAAAAGGGUUCCUUCUAAAUGCUCUGGUUGGUUCACAUCAAUAGAGCCAAAUGAUGAUGAGGAUAAAGGAAAGAAGAGCACUUGGUCAUCCUGGCUCCUGUGGCUCAUUUUCCAGAGCAAGACCCUGAAAGAGCCUGAAACUGCACAGCUUGAAGUGCAAGGAAAAUCCAAACAGGAAGGGAUAGAGAAAGAGAUAGAUGUCCAAGUUGAUAAGAACAUCUUGCCAGAUAAGAAUGCUCUUUCCAUGGAGGAGUUACUGAAGCACAUCCAACCCAUAUCAUGGUAUGAAGGAUUGUGGAGUUCUUUGGAAUUUUUAAAAAACAAGGCACUGAGGCCAGAACUAGAAGAGAUCAUUGCUUGUCCUCAUCAUCAGCCAUCCAAGGCAGACAAAGUGGACAUGCUUCCUUAUGUUCUGCCAGGAUUUCAUGCUUGUAUUGGCCUGAUGAGAGGAGUCUUCAGGCCAAUCACAGACUUGCUCUAUCAGGAAAUACCAGAUGCAUCCCCGUUGACUGCUCAUUCUCCACCAGUGCCAAUUCACACCUUGGGUGGAACCAAAGUCUUUCAUGUAAAUAAAACAGAAAAAGCAUCACAGGAACUCAAUAUCUUCUGCUAUCAUGGAAUUGGGUCCCGCAGCCCGCAGUACAUCUUCACUACCAUCUCGGCCAGGGUAGAAAUGAUCAAUGCAUCGAAGCUGUAUGACAUUUAUUACGGCCCGGAUGAAGCUGCAGUAUAUCAAGACUAUCAAGAGGCUAAGAGCGGAUGGCUUCUCAGCCUCCUGCGAUUUCCAGUUCGCUCCACACUCUUCAAGCCGGGACUACUCUACGUGGACAACUUUCAGAAGACGUGCAUUGGAAUCGAGACCAAAGAUGCCUAUUUAUUGAGCCUUGUGAAGCAAAUAAUUGAUCCUUGGCGAGUGAUCCUGCUUGGUGCUGGGAUGGUGAUGUUCCUCAAAGCAGGGCAGUUAAGUGAGAGUAAUGCUGUGUAUUAUGGAACAGGAGUCUGCUUUGGCAUCAUGACAAGCUUGCUUCUCUUAUCACUCAUUUGCAGCAGAGUUGUUCCAAGAAAACCAGUAGCGGUGGGCCUCCUCCUUGGAGGCUGGUCCCUGAGUGUCUAUAUAUUUCGAAUUUUCUUUGAUAAUUUUUAUCAUCUGGUCACUCAAUACCGCAAUUGGCUUCUCGGAUAUGCAAUCAUCACUGGUGUCCUCACGUUUGGAUUUUUAUACCGUUUUCAACCGCUUUCAUCCUUGAUUGGAGUGUUCUAUAGCAGUCAAAUGCAAGAGUUCAGUUUUUUGGUCGUCGUGGGCCUCCUUAUUUUCUACAAUUUCCCAACCCGCUGGAUCAAUUACAUCAGGGCCCUCUGGAACUCCACGUUCCCGGUGCGGCCACGCCUUCUGACGCAGCAGGAGUACAUCGAUCAAGGUGUCAGGGAGACAAAAAAAGGCCUGGAUGAGCUAAGAAACUAUUGUAAGAGCCCAACAUCAACUCCAUGGAAGCAAGUCCAACGACUGUCCAAUCCCAAAAGGUGCCCCUGCUUGUCGGUAUCCCCACGGUUCCGUUGUCGUUCAUCCAGGUUUGCUGAAUUCGUGGAAGGAGGUUCAGACAUCAGUGAUGAUGAAUUGCUGGAUUAUAACCACAGUGAUGUGAGUCUUCCAAGUGAUACCCUCGCCAGUGGAGGCGAAGACGACGAGCUCACGGACAUCGACGACGACGACGACAUGGCCGAACGUCUAGUUGCGGACGAGAGAGAGGAGAGGUCGAACCAUCACGCCAAGUUUACGGGUCGGCAUCGUCCUCCGCUUCGCACCCUGUCGCCUCCUAUUUUUUCUCCAUCUUGAUCUCUCCUUAGUUCUUCUUGCUCUCAGGUGAUGCUCUUACUAGUUUUGUGUUCUGUUUGACUGAUCCAAUUGACAAGACUCAUUGAAGAGGUGGAUUUAAUUCUCUGCUGCCUUCAAGGAAAUUGUGAUAAUAAAGAAGUACAAAACCCUCUUUCGUA